Molecule: messenger RNA, 615 nt
Organism: Parascedosporium putredinis
Lineage: Eukaryota; Fungi; Ascomycota; Sordariomycetes; Microascales; Microascaceae
Source: the annotation of a GenBank genome assembly
AUGAUGUGCACCGCUGUUUCCAUAAUUGCCAUCACUCUCACGACGGCGAUAUUCGCCAUCCCCAUCCUCGAGCUAGAGACCGGGGGCGAUGCCCCGCGCCGGGCCUGUGGGGCGGGCCGGGUGGGCACAGUCCUGGAGGCGUUGUUCCCGGUCCUCGCCGCGGUGGCACCCGCUGGGGUUGGCGGUAUCGGGCCCGGACCUGCUGGUCCUGCAGACCCUCUUUUCACUGGCUCAUUUCGGGAUGGUAGGUGCGAUGCGCGGGUGCUCGCUGGCACGUCCGUAUUUAGUGGCCUCGAGGUCCGGGCCGUACCUGGCACCCUCGCGAUUGGUGGUGGUGGAACCGGACCGUCUGAGCGCGCAGCCGCCCUCGUCCCUGGUGUAUAUGGGGGCGGUGGUUGCGGCUCGCGGAAGUCCGGUGGUACGGCGGGACGUGGCACCCUCCGGGCCGGGGGCGGCCUCGGCGGGUCCACAGGACUCGGGUUGCGAGGGUUUGGCCCUACCCUACUUCCCGCGCCUUGGAUAUUCGGCGCCGGGGGCCAUCGCCGCGGUACACCUUGGGGCUGCGGACGUGCUGGAGGCCGAUACGAGGGCACGGAACUCGGCCCCGGUGGAUAA